AAAUAAUCCAUCAGAGGGAUGUUUACGAGACAAAGAUGGAUGACGCGAUACACGAGCCGGAGAAGAAGAAUUGCACCUUUCUGUUCAAAAGGCGGAAAAACCGGAGCAGCGCCGCGAGGAAGCGGAAAGGGGCGGACGACGAUGACGACAGCAGCGAGGAUGAAACCAUGGUGGUCAAGAAGGACAAGAAGCAAGGCAAUCACAAUCCCAUGGUCCAGAGCACAAACGUAAGGAAAUGCCAAGAGAAGACCAAUUAUGACGACAGCAGUGACGAUGACGGCAUAACAGUCUCUUAUAAAAGUAACAGGACGGUUCUGCCAGCCGGACCGAGUGACCAAGGGGCAACGGCCAUUCUCGAAACGGAAACGGAGAAAGACAAGGACGCACAAGCGUUAUUUGAAAAGGCUCAAAAAAUAAACGAGGAGCUAGAGGGAAAGGAGGACGAUAAGAUUUACAGAGGCUUGAAUAAUUACGCGCAAUAUUAUAAAAAGAAAGAUACCGCAGCGGGAAACGCGUCCAGCGGAAUGGUGCGUAAGGGACCAAUCAGAGCACCGUCUAAUCUCAGGGCGACGGUGAGAUGGGACUAUCAGCCCGAUAUCUGCAAGGAUUACAAGGAAACUGGUUUCUGCGGGUUUGGAGACAGCUGCAAGUUCCUUCACGAUCGAUCGGAUUACAAAUUGGGGUGGCAAUUGGAGAGAGAAGCCGCCAGUGGAGAGUACAACAACAGCGGGGAUGAGGAUGAUAAGAAAUACGAGAUUGACAGCGAUGAGGACAACUUGCCGUUCAAAUGUUUCAUUUGCAGAGACAGCUUCACGGAUCCCGUUAUUACCAAAUGCAAGCAUUAUUUUUGCGAGAAGUGUGCCCUGGAACGGUACAAGAAGAGCACGCGGUGUUACAUUUGCAACGCUCAAACUAACGGCAUUUUUAAUCCCGCGAAGGAGCUCAUCGCGCGCACUAAGAUGGAGGAAAAGGAGAAGGAGGCAACCGAAGUGACGAGCGAGGAUUCUGACGAGGAUUAAUAAUAAUCUAUGUUAUCUUUGUGCUUCUCUGCAUACAAUUUUGUAAUAAAUAAUAUAUCAUGUAUAUAUAGUAACCACUGGCGGAUCCUGGGGGGUGGUUUUCGGGUUCCCCCCCCUCCCUCCAAAUAAAGAAAUCAGUUUUGCUGAAUUUGUUUGAAAAAAUUUAUCAAAAAUAAAAUGGGAUCAGAAGUGUCACCACGUCCUUGUUGAUCCUGAAGUAAAAGCUAAGCGUGAUACUAGAAAAAUAUUAAAUCAAAUAAUUUUGUCAACCCCCCCCCCCCCCAUUAUCGACAUCAGGAUCCGUUAGUGAUAGUAACAAUAUAUAUAUUUCAAAGAUUGCUUCGGAAUGUCGUCGAAGCUUAUAGACUCUGCGGAAUGAUCGUUAAUGGUAAGUCGUUUGAGAAACUCCGAAAUUCUACCUUUCCUCAUUUUUCGAGCAGCAGAAAUUUUUCGACAUGUAUUGAGGAUUUAUAAUACAAAUAUAACAAGUCAAUAGUA
Molecule: messenger RNA, 1517 nt
Organism: Ooceraea biroi (clonal raider ant)
Lineage: Eukaryota; Metazoa; Arthropoda; Insecta; Hymenoptera; Formicidae
Gene: mdlc
Product: RING finger protein mdlc
Biological process (GO): snoRNA splicing
Cellular component (GO): U2-type spliceosomal complex
Molecular function (GO): metal ion binding
Source: RefSeq, a predicted model, not a curated record